GGUGUUAUUUGUUGUGUAAUGGAUGGUGGAGUUGAACUGCGUGAAUUUCUGACUGUAGUGUAAGGUCAUAUACAGCAACCACAUACGAUGACAUGUUUUAGGAGCGCUAACAUCAUCAUAAUCCAUCUGAGUGGAUAGUUAUUCAAGGACGCACGCCAAAGACUAGAAGGAUCCCACUGACAUUGGAAACAGAUAUUCUUUGUGUGGAUCCAUCAUCAUCAUCAUCAUCAUCAUGGUGGAGAUGAAGAGUUUCUGUGAAGCUGGAGUCUCCAUGCAGCAGGUGUGGGUGGAGGGCGGUCUGACUCUCUGCUUCUACUUCACCCUGGUGCCGUCCGUCCUCCUCACCCUCUUCUUCCUCUUCGGCACGUUUCUGUGUGUUUGGUACAGCCGCUACGGCACAGACAUGGAGCCCAAGUUCAUCCCUCGCUCUCGACUCUACCGGCUCCAAGUGGGCCUGUCGGUGCUGCUCGUCCUGCAGGCUCUGGGCUGGAUGGUGUUUCGGAUCGCUCGCAGCGGAGAGCUGCCGGGAUACGUGGUCCUGUACGGCUGUCUCUCCAUGAUGGGCUGGCUUUGGGCCGUGGCUCUGCUGCGUCUGGAGAGAAGGAGGGUUCUGGUGCGGGACAGAACCAGAGGACACAGUUCGGUACUGUUGCUGUACUGGGCCAUGGCUUUUGCGGCUGAAAACCUGGCGUUUGUGUCGUGGAUGAGCCCUCAGUGGUGGUGGACUCUGGAGACGUCCGAUCAACAGUUGGAGUUUGCUUUCUGGCUGGUGCGAUACUUCAGCUCAGGUUUGCUGUUCCUGUUAGGCCUCAAAGCCCCAGGCUUGCCUCGCCGACCGUACAUGCUUCUGGUCAAUGAAGAUGAGCGAGAUGUUGAGCACGGAGCACCUCUCUUGGGUAAUUCUGACGAGAAUCAGUCUACGUGGAAAGACUUUGGGCAGAAGGUGCGUCUGUUGGUGCCGUACAUGUGGCCUAAAGGCAGUGCCGUGCUUCAGCUGCUGGUUCUGCUGUGUCUCGGGAUGCUGGCCGUGGAACGCGUCAUCAAUGUGUUCGUGCCCAUCUACUACAAGAACAUAGUGAACCAGCUGACAGAUGGGAGCUCUUGGAAGACUCUGGCCACUACAGUGUGUGUUUACGGGCUUCUGAAGUUCCUGCAGGGUGGUGGAGCUGGUGCGUCUGGGUUUGUGAGUAACAUGCGUUCGUUCCUGUGGAUUCGUGUGCAGCAGUACACUAACCGUGUGGUGCAGGUGCGUCUCUUCGCUCACCUGCACUCUCUGUCUCUGCGCUGGCACCUGGGCCGCCGCACCGGAGACGUCCUGAGAAGCAUCGACAGAGGAACCUCCUCCAUCAACAGCCUGCUGAGCUACAUCGUGUUCAGCAUCUUCCCCACCAUCGCUGACAUUGUCAUCGCCAUUAUCUAUUUUAUAUCCAAUUUCAAUGCCUGGUUUGGCCUCAUAGUCUUUGUUUGCAUGGCCCUCUACCUCACUCUCACCAUCGUUAUCACUGAAUGGAGAACUAAAUACAGACGGGAUAUGAACACACAAGAUAACAAUGCCAAAUCGAAAGCUGUGGACUCUUUAUUGAACUUUGAGACGGUGAAAUAUUACAAUGCAGAGCGUUAUGAAGCAAGUCGCUUUGAGGAUGCCAUCUUGAAAUAUCAGGUAUCGGAAUGGAAGACCAACGCGUCUCUGGCGUUUUUAAACCAAACGCAAAACCUCAUCAUCGGUUUGGGUCUUCUGACCGGAUCUUUGCUCUGUGCGUACUUCGUGACAGAGGGAAAGUUUCAGGUUGGAGAUUAUGUGCUGUUUGGGACAUACAUCAUCCAGCUCUACACUCCGCUCAACUGGUUUGGAACAUACUACAGAAUGAUCCAGAACUCCUUCAUCGAUAUGGAAAGCAUGUUCAAGCUCUUCACUGAGGAUGAGGAAGUGAAGGAUGAUGUCAACGCAGGAAGCCUCUGCUACAGACAGGGAAAAGUAGAUUUUGAGAAUGUCUUCUUCAGGUACACGCAAGGCCAGGAAAUUCUAAAAGACGUCUCUUUCUCCGUACUUCCCGGACAGACGGUCGCACUUGUCGGACAGUCUGGAUCAGGAAAGAGCACCAUCAUCCGUCUGCUUUUCCGUUUUUAUGACGUUCAGGGCGGGUGUAUAAAAAUAGACGGUCAAGACAUCUCAAAGGUGAAGCAGUCCUCUCUGCGCGCUCACAUUGGCGUUGUCCCUCAGGACACCGUCCUGUUUAAUGACAAAAUCCGGGACAACAUCCGUUACGGUCGAGUUGCUGCUACUGACCAGGAGGUGGAGGAGGCUGCGAUUGCCGCUGACAUCCAUGACAAAAUCAUAACUUUCCCGGACGGCUAUGACACUCAGGUGGGUGAGAGGGGGCUGAAGUUGAGCGGAGGAGAGAAGCAGAGAGUCGCCAUCGCUCGCACCAUCCUCAAAGCGCCUCAGAUCAUCCUCCUCGAUGAGGCCACGUCUGCUCUAGACACACAGACUGAGCGAAAUAUCCAGGCAUCGCUGGCUAAAGUCUGCACCAACAGAACCACCAUUGUGGUGGCACACAGAUUGUCGACUGUCAUUGGAGCCGACAUGAUUCUUGUGCUUCGUGAUGGGCAGAUUGUGGAGAGAGGAGGGCAUGAGGAGCUGUUGGCGAAGGGAGGGCUGUACUCUGACAUGUGGAUGAAACAGCAGCAGGUGCAGGAUUCAGACUCGGCCUCUGACAGCGAGACUAAAGACAGGAAAUCAGAGAAACUACAGCCACAAACAUCCACUACAGGAACAGGACCCAAGGGACACUAGAUACGUGAUGGGACAGACAACAAAACCUGUUUUUUUGUGCAUUUUAAGCUCGCCCAAUGCUGUUGGGGCAUAUUAGAUUUAUAAUUAUUUAAUAUACAUUUCUUAUGUUUUUGCCAGUUCUCAAAAGUGCCCCAUUUUGC
Messenger RNA from Rhinichthys klamathensis goyatoka, 2934 nucleotides. RefSeq names its product ATP-binding cassette, sub-family B (MDR/TAP), member 6a (gene abcb6a). Lineage: Eukaryota; Metazoa; Chordata; Actinopteri; Cypriniformes; Leuciscidae. Bases 233 to 2794 code for a protein of 853 amino acids. Gene Ontology annotation, molecular function: heme binding; ABC-type heme transporter activity; ATP hydrolysis activity. The record is from RefSeq and is a predicted model, not a curated record. Gene Ontology annotation, biological process: heme transport; transmembrane transport. Gene Ontology annotation, cellular component: membrane. The transcript is spliced from 20 exons.